Molecule: messenger RNA, 5116 nt
Organism: Zingiber officinale
Lineage: Eukaryota; Viridiplantae; Streptophyta; Magnoliopsida; Zingiberales; Zingiberaceae
Product: transcriptional elongation regulator MINIYO-like
Exons: 10
Coding region: 190-4866 (1558 amino acids)
Source: RefSeq, a predicted model, not a curated record
AGGAGGUCCGACAUCGUUGCCGCGGCUAUUUCGCGAAUCGCCAGGGGCGCGGCGGAGCUACAGCGCAGGUGAACGCUGCGGAGUUUCGAUAAUUCCUUCCCGGCGUUCUACAAUCCCUCAAACGGCAGGGUUGCGCCACCGUUGAUUACUCGUCGUGAGUUGAGAGAUUGGCAUCAUAAAUCGAUCGCUAUGGAAUCAGACAAGCCGCCCGCCAAGGGCUAUCGAACCGAUCAAAAGUCUACAAGGUCCAGCAUCGCUCUCAAGAAGAUUGUGCAUGAACUGCAUCAUGUACCUGGCCUCGUUGGCGGCAUCGUUGAAAAGGGCUUUUCCUCCUCUGGUAACGGCAACAGCAGUACCGGAAUCCCCUCCACCAUUCCCCUUCCUCGUCCGACGGUUUUUCCUUUCCCCGUGGCUCGCCGUCGCUCACAUGGCCCACACUGGACUCCGCUUGGCUCUGCGCCGAUUGAGGCUGAAGAGGGUGACAUGGAGGAAGAUAAGGAUGAAACAGAUUAUGAUCCGAUUGCUUCCUAUGCAAACCCUAUUGAGAGAAAGGAGAAGAAACCCUUGGAUUUUAGCAAGUGGAAGGAAUUUGUUUCACAAGACGGCAUUUCUUUGCCACAAUCCAACAAUGUAGCAAAAGCUGAUGCAGGGAGAAAAAGAGAGGUGAAGAAGAGUAUUGUUCUAAAUUCACCUAGUUCUACCUCAAACAGUGUUUGUAAGCCAGAAAAAGAUCAAAUUUUGUCCAGCGAGCUGAUGAAUGGAAGUGUUUCCAAAAAGUUCAUGCUGACAACUGAACCAAAAUCCUUGGCGAGCAAAUUAGAAUCUGAAGAGGCAGAUGAAAGUGGUGUGGGUUCAGCCAGUGCUAUCAGCAGCAUUGCUGCAUGGACUGAUAAAGGUUCUGAUAGAGGUGAUAUAGAAAAGUCAGAGGUCAAUUGUCAUGGAUCUUCGUCUUUCAUGGAUGACAUAGAUGCUGAGAAUCUUUCCUUGCUAAAGAACAUGUCUGCAGAAGAGAUAUCUGAGGCACAAAAUGAGAUACUGGAUAAGAUGAAUCCUUCUGUUAUUGAGAUGUUGAAGAAGCGGGGACAAAGCAAGUUGAGGAGUAGGAAAGUUAUUGGUCAAGAAGAAAGCGAUGGAAGACAAAAGGUCUCAAGUAUCAAGCCAGUUGAUAGUGGAAAGAGUGCAAGACUUGUAGACCCUUCUGGAGUUUGGACCUCAAAGAUUGAAAGCAAUAAUAGCUCAUGGAAGUCUUGGAGUGAGAGAGUUGAGAAGGUUAGGUCAUUAAGGUUUUCAUUGGAUGGCGACGUUUUGGGGGCUGAUUCUACUCAUAACAUUCUCAAUGGUGGUGGCUCUAAAGUUCGUCCUUACAAUGCUGAGAAUGUGACUGAGAGGGACUUGCUUCGAACUGAAGGGGAUCCUGCUGCUGCAGGGUAUACAAUUAAUGAAGCAGUAGCACUUACUAGGAGUAUGAUACCAGGACAGAGGGCAAUUGCUUUGCAUCUGAUAGUAUCUAUACUCAACAAGGCUUUGUGCAACUUACAGCAAAUGGAUAAUGAUUCUCAUCAUGUCAGAGGAAAAAACCCCUCUGAUAAUCUCGUUGAUUGGCAAGCUGUUUGGGCUUUUGCUCUUGGUCCUGAACCUCAGAUGACUAUUUCACUUAGGAUUGCUUUGGAUGAUAAUCAUGAUUCUGUGGUUUUGGCCUGUGUAAAGGCCAUUCAAUCUAUAUUAUGCUUUGAUAUAAAUGAGAAUUUCUUUGAUUUUUCAGAGAAAUUCACCACUAGUAAGAAAAAUACUUUUACUGCUCCUGUUUUUCGGAGUAGACCUGAUAUUGAUGGUGGCUUUCUUCAUGGGGGUUACUGGAAAUAUAACACUAAAUCUUCAAACAUUCUUCCCAAUAAUGAUCAGCAUAAUGAAGAUGAUGAAAGUGAAGGGAAUCAUACCAUUCAAGAUGACAUUUUUGUAUCAGAACAAGAUGUUGCUGCUGGCCUUGUUAGGAUGGGAAUUCUUCCAAGAAUAUGUUGUCUUUUGGAGAUGGACCCUCUUGCAGUUUUAGAAGAGUCCCUUCUUUCUAUUGUUGUUGCAAUUGCUAGACAUUCACCCACUUGCGCUGAUGCUAUUUGGAAGUGCCCAAGUUUGAUACAAACAGUUGUUAAGAUAUUCACCAAGCAUGUGUUGGGGGAACCAUAUCCUUCUCAGAUUAAAGUUGUGCUUCUUUUGAAGGUUUUAUCUGAAGCUAACAAGCAAAUAUGUUGGGAUUUUGUGAAGUGUGGGUUGUUUCAACAGGUGAUGUUGAACUGGUGCAAACCAUUUUCUUCCCUUGAAAGGUGGAUGGAAUCUGGAAGGGAAAAUUGUAAACUCACUUCAGCCUUAAUGGUUCAACAGUUGCGUUUAUGGAAAGUCUGCAUUCAGUAUGGAUUUUGCAUAACGCACUUUACAGAUUUUUUCACUGAUCUUUGUUUGUGGCUUAGCCCCCCUAUGUUUAAUAAGCUAAUUGGCAACAAUCUUUUGAGUGAAUUCACUUCCAUUACAAGGGAAGCUUACCUAGUUCUGGAGGCCCUAGCUGAGAAGUUACCUGCUCUGCACGCUGGUGAACAAAUAAACAAUCAAUCAAUUGGUUUUUCAGAUGAUACAUCAGAAGCUUGGUCUUGGAGUCACGUGGGUUCAAUGGUUGACAUGGCUGUUAGCUGGUUACAACUAAGAGAUAUACCUUAUAUAUGCUCACUUACCUCUGACUCAAAAAAGAAUGUGAACCAUCUAGAAUUUGCUUCUAUUUCAUGCAUAAUAUGGGUGAUUUCUGCAGUCCUUCAUAUGCUUUGUGGUGUAUUCCACAAGGUGGCUCCAAAUAUCCAUGACGAAUUGGACCACAAAAUUACUUCUCUUCCUAGGUUGUCCAAGUCUGUUCCUAAUGUUGGCCUUAACCUUAUAAAGAAUGGAUUUCUUAAUUUUUCGGGUUCAAGCAAAUUAGUAUUUGAAGCUUGUUCUACUGAAACUAGAUCUCUUGUAAACUUGCUUUGUCUUUUAAGACAACAAGGGGACUUUGAUGUGUCCUUAUCUUCAUCGAGUUGUCUUCAUGCACUUGUCCAACUCGCUCUUCUAAUUGAUGACUCUGUCAAGAGAGCCAGAAACUUCAAUGAUACUCAAUCCUUCUCAGAAAGUAUGUCAGGAUUGCAUGAGAAGAUACUGAAUGUUGGUCUCAUCAAGUCUGCUCAUAAUGAGCUUGAGGAAGUGCUUUCAAUGUUCAUGGAUGUAGUUUCCUCAGAACAGCAAAUCUUGCAGUCUCUUGAAAUGUUUGACAGAGGAGGACCUGCACCUGGAAUUGGAUUUGGAUGGGGAUCUUGUGGAGGGGGAUUUUGGUCCUUAAAUGUAUUGUUGGCACAAACUGAUGCACGACUGAUUUUGAGUUUGCUUCAUAACAUCUCUGUCAUUUUUGAGCAUGAUCAAACUCAAAUAAAAGCUACGGAAUCAGUAAGCUAUCAACCUGAUCAGAUGCUUACUUUGCAGAGAAUUGAUUCGACACUUCGAUUAUCUUUGCUUGCAGGACCUGGUGAUGAAACAAUCCUAGAGAAGACAUGGGACUAUUUAUUUCAGGCAUCAGUAAUGAAGUACCUUGGUUCUUUUGUUGCUCAAUAUCUUUGCCAUACCAAGGUUUCCAGUUCAUUUGACUGGCACUAUGGUGAUGAUGAUUAUUAUCUUUUCAGUAAGAUGCUGGAUUCCCAUUAUAAAGAAAGAUGGCUAAUUGCCAAGAGGAAGACUAUUUCUGAAAUGAAUAACAAUAAAAGGUACAAGACGAGACAUGCACUGGAAACAAUCCAGGAGAUUGAGCCACAUUCAGGGUUUUCCAGAGACCAAGCUACAAAUGCUUUGAUGGUAGAGUGGGCACAUCAGAGAUUGCCAUUACCUAUGCAUUGGUUUCUCAGUGCUAUAUGUAUUAUGGGGGAUGCCAGGAGAAUUAGCACAUGUUUGCCUACUGAUCUUGAUGUGGCAAAAAGUGGAUUGUUUUUCCUGUUAGGCCUUGAAGUCUCUUCCAUAUAUCUAUGCUCUAGUUCUGCAGAAUCUCCAAUAUCUGGUAUUCCUUUGAUUUGGAAGUUACAUGCUCUAUCCAUGGCUUUGAGCCAAAACAUGGACGUGCUCAUGGAAGAGAAAAGUAUGGAUAUUUUCAAAACUUUGCAAGAUAUAUAUGGCCAGCAUAUAGAUGAAAAGCUCCAAGGUUUCACGAAUUCCUUACCUGAAACUAAAAAUACCGUUAGCCUAGAAAUUCUUAAUUUUCGAGCAAUUCACGAUAGUUACAGCACAUUUGUUGAGCAUGUUGCUGAACAGUUCUGUGCCCUAUCUUAUGGUGAUAUAAUUUAUGGUCGGCAAGUAGCAGUUUAUCUACAUCGAACAGUUGAACCUACUAUCAGGCUUUCUAUGUGGAAUGCUUUAUCUAAUUUAGGAGGACUUGAACUCUUGCCGCCAAUAGAAAUGUGUAUAGCUAAUGCUGAAGGGUAUCUUGAACCGGUUGAGGACCGAGAAGAUAUUCUGGAGUCAUAUUCAAAAUCAUGGACUUCAGGAAUCCUUACCAAAGCUGCUCUUAGAGGUUCCAUCAGUUUCACCAUAGCAGCACAUCAUCUCUCUUCUUGCUUAUUUAAUACUAAUACACCCCAGAAGGUAGCAUUCAGGAAUAAGCUGGUGAAGACUCUUCUCCGGAGCCAUUUGCAAAAGCCACAGGAGGAGGCCAUGCUGUUAUCUCUCCUCCGAAAUGGAUUAACCACAUCAGAAGAUCCAACUUACAAGAGUGAAGCCGCGAGGAGACUCACAGUGUUGAAGGAAGCCUGUGGAGGAAACUAUUCUCUGUUGGCAUUGUUGGAGAAGCUAGAACCUUUGGUUUAAGAUUAAGGAUCUCCAUUAGUCAGGGUAAGCGAGUGCCGACAAGUUAGUUUGAUUGUUAAUUGUGUAGCAUAUGGUUCUUGCAUAAGCAACCAUCUCAAGUCACCCUGUAGGGUUGGUUUUUGUUCAAGCCGCGCCCCAACCUUUGUAAAAUCAUGAACAUGGUAGUUCGAUACUAAACUUAUACAUUCCUAAGGUUGUAAAUGAAACUAAAUUUUAAAGCUAGAGAUAAAGUUAAUACACAUUUUUGAAA